Anoplophora glabripennis (Asian longhorned beetle) is the source of this 4688-nucleotide messenger RNA. RefSeq names its product YLP motif-containing protein 1. Gene Ontology annotation, biological process: regulation of telomere maintenance. NCBI's taxonomy places the organism in Eukaryota, Metazoa, Arthropoda, Insecta, Coleoptera, Cerambycidae. The record is from RefSeq and is a predicted model, not a curated record. Bases 253 to 4566 code for a protein of 1437 amino acids. The transcript is spliced from 11 exons. Gene Ontology annotation, cellular component: nucleus.
UGUGAUGCUGAUGCUCAUUCUCAUUGAUCAGCGGUAAACAAGAUGGCUGUUUCAUUUUAAUGAUGUUUAGUGCUGAAUUGUCAGCAUUUUUUGAGGAAAGUGAAUAAGUUUACCAUUUUAAGAAUAUCUUAAGUUAAGAUAAUUUGUUAACACUACCCCUGCCAGACCUUUAAUUUGAAAACGAAGUUAUAGGUAAAUAUAGCGAGAAUAGAGGAGAUUUCUGCAAAAUAUCCAGAUUGUUAGAGGUUAACUAUGUCUUGGCCAACUUGGUCGGCAUCCUCCGCCCCUAUACCCACUGCUAUGGCAGCUCCAGUACAAUCAAGUUUAAUACAGACUCCAAUUAAUACUGCUCCCGCAGUUAUGCCUCCUGGAUUAGCCCAGUAUAGUCCCGAACAAUGGGCACAAGCACAGCAACAAAAUUGGCAACAAUGGGCACAGUGGCAACAGCAAUAUCAACAAUGGCACCAACAGUAUGGGGCUGAGUACCAAAAAUCUAUAAGUGCUCUCCAGGGAUUAACUACUACACAACAGCCCCCAUUACCAACGAUGCCGAACACAGGAGUUCCUCCGCCACUGCCAGCAGAACCUAAACCACCGUUACCACCGGAGGAUCCGCCGGCAAAUCAACCAUCUGCAAUAGCUUCUUAUUCAACUAUGCCUCCUAAAGUGGGUAAUGCGGGUUAUUCUACCACUGCACCUCCUCCUGUAGGUGCUCAACAAAUGCAAAUGCCUUCCCAAUCUGCCGAGCAAUACAAUCAGAGACAAGCAUGGCAAUCUAAUUCAAACAAAAGAUCUUAUCCGCAGGGUUUUGAAAAUGAACAAAAUAAAAGACCUUUAUUGGAUAGAUCAAAACAGUGGGGCAACCAGAAAUCAAACCUAAAUCAAUGGACAAGUCAACCUCCACCAAAUGUGUCCUAUAAUCAGCCACCUCCGCAAACACAACCUGCUCCUAAACCUAAUAUAGAAGAACUUUCUGAAGCUGAGAAGAAAUUUGAUAAGGAGUUUGCUGCUUGGGAGGCUCAGUUUAAUAAAUGGAAAGAUCAAAAUGCCAACCAUCCCGAUAAAACUCAGUACUUGGAAUACGAAAAGAAGUGGGAAUCUUGGCGGAAUUCUUUAUUGGAGCGACGUGAACAAAUGAGAAGGAAAAGAUUGGCUUUGAGUGGUGCCUCUAUUGGAGUUCAUAAACCUGGCUAUACACAAGUGUCCAAUGUUCAACAGCCUGUUGUAGAUACAACAACUCGUCCUCCUGUUGCACCAGUUAAACCUCCUAUUGAGUCUCCUAUCAGACAGCAAGAAACUACCCCUGAUUUGACUAAUAAUCCUCCAAAUUUAUCAAACAAACCUCUUCCACAUCAAAAUAAUGAACCUUUAAAUUUCAAGCAUUCUCCUCAAAUGCCACCUGAUGAAAUUCGUGAAGAUUUCCUGAAACCCUCUUUUUCUUCCAGUGGUGGAAUACCUGGAUUAGAUUUGGUCAAAGAUGACGGAAAUGAACCUCAAAAGGAAGAUAUCGUAGAUAUUGAUAAAGAAAAAACUGAGAAAGAGGGUUCAACAAAAGGGCCAGAUUUUGAUGCAAUCUCAAAAGGAAUCAAUUCCAUAUUAGGUGACCAAAAACUUUUAAGUAUGCUGUCAAUGGUAUCUCAAAAUCCACCAUCUGCUCCUGGACCAAAUACCGCCACUAACUCAACGUCAAAUAUUGUCCCUGGAUAUCCUCUAGAACAUAACUUUAGUGCCCCACCUCCACCGCAUCAAUUUACUGAAGCACCUCCUUGUGGUAAUUUUAACGCUCCUCCACCAACAUAUCAGCAUAAUGAGGGACCUCAUCUAACUUUGCCCCCUUGUAAUGACCAGUCAAAUCAAAGCUACGAUGAGAGAUCCAGUCACGGUGAAAAUUAUCAACAACGGGAGUCGGUAAAUAAUUUUGAUGAUCAAACUCGUAGCAGCUUCACGAUGGGGACUGGUGACCAAGAUGUAGGAUAUGGUACAAAUAACUUUGGUAGAGGUCAGUUGAAUAAACCUCCUCCUAAUAGAUUCCUUGGAGUACCACCAUCAGAGAAUGACCGAGGAGUUCUAAAACCUGGCUUUGGCCCCGGUACAGUUAGAACUAAUGAUCCUGGUUUUAACUUAACUAUGCCCAAUAAGAGAAAUCAGUUCGGUCCAAAUGACCCUGGUUUUAAUCCAAAUAUGAUGGACAACCGAAAUAGAUUGGAUCCAGGUGAACCUGGUUUUAAUCCAAACAUGUCUGACAACCGUAAUAGGUUAGGCCCAAACUCUACUUUCGGGGGAAAUAUGUCGGAUAGUAGAAACAAAUUUGGUUCUAAGGAUCCUAGUUUUGGUAUAAGUUUGUCUGAAAAUAGAAAUAAAUUUGGCCCUCUUCGACCAGAUAAUGGAGCAGCAAAUUUCUCCAAAAAUCCCAAUUUGUAUAAUCAAGGUGAAAAUUUUAAACGCAACGACUUUAACAGAGGAAAUAACUUUCAUAAUGAAAGUUUUAAUCGCGGUAACCUUAACACCAGGCAAGAUAAUUUUUCUAAAGAAAAUAAUUUUAAAUACGGUGGCAAUUCUUCUAACAAUUUGAGAUCUAAUAACUUUGGAAGUGGUAAUAAUUUUGAUGAUAGACGAGGUAACUUCGGUAAUGACUUUAAUAGAUCAGGCGGUUUCAAUGAACAAAACAGAUAUGAUGAAGAUUUUGCUAAGGACACCUAUGAUCAGGGAGACUAUAAUGAUUUUGAAAAUUAUAAUGAAGACGAAGAUUAUGAAAAGUAUCAUGAGAUGUUUAACGAUGAUGAUGAAAAUCCAGAUCUUCCACGUCAUAGCCAACAGCAAGGACAAGGUAACCAACCCGCGCAAAGACCGCAACCGCCGCGCCUAAUGGAUAUACCUACAGAACCUCCAAAGCCUGUUCCUGAGGAGGAACCAAUUUUUGAACCUGCCACUGUGAUAGAUUACGAACAUAAAUCGCAGAGAACAACCGAACCGGAUGUUGUUAUCGAGCCUAUCCACAUGUUUGAUUAUCGUCACAAGCCUCUAAACCGAAUCCCUGUACCUCAGAGACCUAAAUGGUUAUCUGAAUCUGUGAAAUUUAUUCGAGAAUUUGACCCUUUAGCUUCUAGAGGGCCUUUGAACUUGGAAAGGUCCGCACCAGAUAGAUAUCCAGGAAAUUCCAGGGAGAUACGUCGAGAAGAACGACAAUCAGAUAUUUUAGAUGAUUGCUUUAACACACACAAUAGACUUUAUGAAGAUAGAGGCAGGAGGUUUGCAAAUGAGUUUGAAAGUCGUAGCAGAAGGGAAAGAAGGUCUUUUAGUAAAGAAAAUGAUCGUUUUGAAAGAAAUCUGAAAGGAACAGAUGAUGGCUAUGCAAGAAGAGAGAAAAGACCGUUUAAUAAAGACGAAGACAUCUUUGAUAGAGAGCCAAAAGGGGACGUUAGGAAUAGAUAUGAUGAUGACAGGUAUAAUUCAAAAAGGAACGAUUCCAAGCAAAUUAGUAGUAAAGAGUUUGAGGAAUUCUCUGAUGAGGAAAUGAAUUUUGAAAGCACCGAAUUGCAGAAACACCAACAAAGCCGUGAGAUGAGAGGCAGAAGUAGAAGUCCCAUCUUAAGCAACCCACCCAAUCCUGCUAAUUUCAAUGAAAUUACAAUGAUAGAAGAUAUAAUUAACUCACCGGGACGUUUUCAUCGACCGCCACGUAUUGUCAUCAUUUUAAGAGGGCCUCCCGGUAGCGGGAAAACCUAUUUAGCGAAACUUAUAAAGGACAAGGAGGUUGAAAAUGGGGGAUCUGCUCCAAGAAUUUUAUCACUGGAUGAUUAUUUCAUGGUUGAACAUGAAAAAGAAGUGAUCGAAGAUGGUAAAAAGGUUAAAGUGAAAGAGAUGGUGUAUGAGUAUGAAGCAGAAAUGGAGGAAUCUUACAGACAGUCUUUCAUAAAAUCAUUUAAGAAAACAAUAACGGACGGUUAUUUCCCUUUCAUUAUAGUCGAUAACAUAAAUGACAAAGUAAAGUAUUUCGGAGAGAUGUGGAGUUUCGCAAAACAAAACGGUUUUCAGGUGUACAUAUGUCAGUUGGAUCUGGAUCCUACGUUGUGUACAAAACGUAAUAUCCACAAUAGAAACGAAGCGGAAAUCGAGGAGUGCAUAGCGGGAUGGGAACCAACUCCAAAUCAUCAUCCAACAAUAGACGCAUCCGGAUUUUUACAGUCUGCUAUAACAGAUGUGGAAAUGGAAGAAGUAGAACAGCCGGUGGUGGAGACUAAAGUUGAAGAGGUCCCUGAGGAUGACAUGAGAAGCAAAUGGGACACAUUCGACUGUUCUAUUAAUAAUCUCGCCAAGCUCGAUGGAGUCAGCAAACCUUUGCGACCGUCCCGAACCAUGGAAGAGUACCUUCAAGUGGAAGACGACUGGGAACCCACUAAACCAACAAAACAAGGCCAGAAGAGGGUUCGGUGGGCCGAUUUGGAGGAACAGAGGGAACAGAAGAAGAUGAGGGCAAUUGGGUUCAUUGUGGGUCACACAAACUGGGAUAGAAUGAUGGACCCCACUGGAGGAGGUAGUGCUUUGACUCGAACAAAGUACAUAUAGAGUUAAUAAUUAUUAACUGUAUUUUCGUGACUUGUUUUAAUCACGUAUAUGUAAUAGUUACAUAAGUUUCCGUAUUUAUAUGUAGGAACAUAUUUAAGUAAUAAAAAGGAUUAGUUUUUUUA